Molecule: messenger RNA, 2603 nt
Organism: Tuber aestivum (summer truffle)
Lineage: Eukaryota; Fungi; Ascomycota; Pezizomycetes; Pezizales; Tuberaceae
Source: the annotation of a GenBank genome assembly
ACAUCACUCCCUCCGUCCGCAACCACCUUACGGCGAUUCUUGAUGAACGCACUCACGCUCCAAAGAUCGCCAUGUCGUUCAUACCCUCGCGCGGACACUUCACCUCGGAGGACACCUCGACAAGUAUUAGUGGGAGCAUCAUCACGUCGAUGUUAAAAGUCCUACAGGAUCCUGCAUCGCUGCUUUCCUCCGUAUUUGUACUGGAUGAGCACACUAAACGGCAUCAGCUUGCUAGCGCUAAACUGAGAAAUGUUAGUCCCCCUGCCCGCAUUCAACAAUUCUACGAUACGGUUCAGUGACCGAUCAUGGAUAGGCAACGACGUACGCCGACUGGCAUAAGGCUGCGCAAGAACUCGACGUUCUGGAGGGCAAUGAAGCAUGGAAGUCCGACGUCGGGUCACCGGAUUAUGAUCACGCCCUCGUAGCCGCACGUCUGAAGCAGCUCGAUGAAGCACGGAUAUCAUGCGACGUUAACAGGAUGUUGUUCCUCAUCCGCACGACGCUCUCGCGGAAUCUGGGGGAUAUGGGGAAUAUCCGUGUAAAAGCCCCUCCUACCCCUCUUCCUCCUGCUUUCCCCCGCCUGAGGGUAUUAACCGGUGUGAUUCCUUGCCAAAUAAAAAAUAGUUGUACAAACACUCCCACACCGGCACAAAGCGGUUAAUAGAAGAAUACAUCAACUCCUGCGUGCUAACGCUAAACGCGCUGCUGACAGUCCCCCCGGCACUCGGCGCGCCCUCGAGCCGUGAGAUCUUGGACUCGCUGCUAAGGACCCGCCAGUCCUUCGGCCGCACAGCACUCCUCCUUUCCGGUGGCGCAACGUUUGGCAUGAACCAUGUAGGCGUGCUCAAAGCACUGCUGGAGCAAUCCCUCCUGCCUAGGAUCAUAUCCGGAGCUUCGGCGGGGUCGAUAGUAGCGGCGGUAUUGUGUACGCGCACGGAUGACGAGAUACCCACCAUAUUAGAAGAAUUCCCGUACGGGAAUCUGGACGUCUUCGAGGACGGGAAGAAGCCGGAGAGUGUACUUCAACGGGUGACGAGGUUCUUGAAGAUCGGCGCCUGGAUCGACAUCAAGUACCUCACACGAGUGAUGCGGGAGUUAUUGGGGGAUAUUACCUUUCAAGAAGCGUACAAUCGUACCAGAAGGAUAUUGAAUAUUUGCGUUAGCAGUGCCAGGUAUUUUUUUUUCUCACCCUCGCUCACUCGUCCUUGCAAAAUCGAAUUACCAACGCAGCGCAAAGUAUAUACGAGCUCCCCCGCCUGCUGAACUACGUCUCAGCCCCAAACGUCCUAAUUUGGUCCGCCGUGGCGGCGUCUUGCUCUGUGCCCUUCCUCUUCACCUCCACCUCGCUUUUAGCAAAGGACCCACAAACCGGCCUCCCAACACCCUGGGACCCAUCCCCGCAACGUUGGAUAGAUGGCAGCGUGGAUAACGACCUCCCCAUGUCACGGCUCUCGGAAAUGUUCAAUGUGAACCACUUCAUCGUGAGCCAAGUAAACCCGCACGUGGUGCCCUUCUUGACUAAAGACCCGCCUUCCUCCCCCUCCCCCUCUUUCAUCACUGCACCUACACCAGAGUCAACCUCAACCUGGGGGACAAAAAUCCUAGCGCUAGCGCACACCGAGACCCUCCACCGCCUAAACAUCCUCUCAGAGCUCGGCAUCUUCCCCACGUCAAUGACCAAGCUGCGUGCCGUGCUGAGCCAAAAAUACUCGGGCGACAUCAAUAUAUUCCCGGAGACGCCAUAUGCCGACCUGCCGCGCAUGCUGAAGAACCCGACGACGGAGUUUGUGCGCACGGCCAUGAAGCGCGGUGAGCGCGCGACGUGGCCGCGUCUGACGCGGGUGCGAAAUCACGUCCUUGUCGAGCUGGAGCUGGAUCGCGUGAUUCAUGUUUUGCGAGCAAGGGUGGUGUUCGAACCGGGCAGGGGUGAUGGGGUGGGAGCGGCGGUGGGAGUGGGAGCGGGCUGUGGUUCGGGGCGGACUGGGGGAAUAUGCGUGAUGAGGUCCCCGAGGGGAUUCGGCGCAGCUGGGGCGGCGGUGUGCACACCCUUUAGCGCUGGAGGCGUGAGCGCCAGGCUGGGGAGCGCAAACGGUAAUGGUGGUGGGGGGAAGACACCGAGACGAAGACACCAAACCACCGGCCCAGAAGACGUUCACCCGAGACCCACAAACCAACACCAAUCACUCCUCCCCCCCCAUCAGCCUUCCCAUCACCACCGCCACCACCACCACCGAAGGUCGAGGACGGCCACAGCCACAACCCCGACCACUGCCUCCUGUCCCAAUACAGUAGGGGACUACUUCACCCUCCAACCCGACCACUUCACACCUAGCACUUCAGACGAGGAGGAGGUAGGGGGAGUAGAACCCGUCGCGAAUUCCGCAAGAAAGAGAUUUUCUGGCUGGAAUGCACUGGUGAUUUCGGUGCCAACUGCUACUAGCAAUAAUGAUGGCGGGCGCGCCUUGAGCUCUAGACGUGGGAGGGAGUUGGUCCGCAUGACAAGGGUCGCCGGGGAGUUUGAUGGUGGUGGCGGUGGUGGUGGGGUUAAAGUUGGUAUCGGAAGAGCAAAGAGUGCGGAGGAGUUGAGGGGGCUUAGGGGGUGA